AUGGUGUCGUUACUGAUCAAGCUAUUGUUAAUGGUGACUUGAAAUUUGAGGUUAUAUAGUUGUAAAAAUUACAAUUUACUUAUUUGUCGUAAUUUUUACUACCAAAGUUCUACUUUUUAAGUUCAACAUACGGUAGUAAUCAUAAAAUUCAUAAAUAAUGAAUCAUUUCAUUGAUAAAUAAUGUUUAUUUGAAACAUUUCUAAAAUAAUGUGGUCCAUGAGAAUAGUGAUGGUAGUGAUGAUGAUGGUGGUGGCUAUUCAGGCUGUUUGACAAAUAGUUCAAAUAUUUUUUUAAUAUAUUAAAUUAUCAUUUAAUUCAUCAUGGUUAAAGAAAAGCCAAAUUCUAUCCGCAUUUACGAUUCUGAGGGUUAUAGACGUAGAGCAGCGUGCAUUUGCGUCAAAAGCGACCUCGAAGACGAGGUUUUAUUAGUAACAUCGAGUAGACGGCCAGAUAGUUGGAUAGUACCUGGAGGGGGUGUAGAACCCAAUGAAGAUCCUGCAGUGACUGCAUUGAGAGAAGUUAGAGAAGAAGCUGGUGUAUUAGGGCAACUUGGUAGAUGUCUUGGUAUCUUUGAGAAUCUAGAGCAUAAACAUCGUACUCAAGUAUGGGUGAUGCGAGUAACAGAAGAAUUACCAGAAUGGGAAGAUUCACGAAAUAUCGGACGAAAAAGACAAUGGUUUACAAUACAUGACGCUUUAGUACAAUUAGCUCAGCAUAAGCCCGUCCAACGCUCUUAUGUUUACAGUCUCUGCAAUACCAAUCCUCGACAUGGUACAUUAACAAACUCCUCAUCUUUACAUCAUCCUUCGCUAUCUACCACGACAAUUCAACUUGUCUCAAAUGCAUCAACAGACACUCAGUGUCAAUGUAAACACAGUUAAUGUUAACAGCAAUAAUUUUAAUCGAAUAAUUGUUUCCAUCAAAUGUGCUAUUGUAUUACUGCAUUCAUGAUUAAUGAUGAUGAUGAUAAUGAAACAACUAUCAUACAUAUUUUAUACAUAAUAAUUAUAUUCAUUUCAUGGAUGUUGUUUAUGCAAGUGGAAAAAUAUGUGAGGCCAAGAAUUGAAAGAUUGAUUUCUUUGUGGAGAUUUAUAAAUGACUAUUGUCAGCGUACGGGGGAUUAUAAUUUUAAAUAAAAACUAAUUUAUAUGCUUAA
This is a messenger RNA of Chelonus insularis, 1156 nucleotides long. RefSeq names its product diphosphoinositol polyphosphate phosphohydrolase 1 Aps (gene Aps). The record is from RefSeq and is a predicted model, not a curated record. Gene Ontology annotation, cellular component: cytoplasm; nucleus. Gene Ontology annotation, molecular function: bis(5'-adenosyl)-pentaphosphatase activity; bis(5'-adenosyl)-hexaphosphatase activity; diphosphoinositol-polyphosphate diphosphatase activity. NCBI's taxonomy places the organism in Eukaryota, Metazoa, Arthropoda, Insecta, Hymenoptera, Braconidae. Gene Ontology annotation, biological process: diadenosine hexaphosphate catabolic process; adenosine 5'-(hexahydrogen pentaphosphate) catabolic process; diadenosine pentaphosphate catabolic process. The coding region runs from base 321 to 881 and encodes 186 amino acids. The transcript has 3 exons.